AUGGCCCUUUGUUCAUCUAAAGUUUCCCUCCUCGUGGAACGUCUCAUCUUCGUUAGUCUUGGCGCUGCACUCGCCUUCCUCCUCCUCUUUUCCUUCUACUCGUCCUCCCUUACUCCCACCCUCGCUCCCAGUCCCACUCCCUCCACCGAUGACUCCAUCCCGACCUUCUAUGACGACCCAUCCCUCUCCUACACCCUCGACGGCGGUCACCUCUCCAACUGGGACUCCAAACGCCGUCACUGGCUCCGCCUCCAUCCCACCUUAUCAUCAUCAUCAUUCAUCCAGGAAAAAGAGGAGCGGGUCCUCAUGGUCUCCGGCUCCCAGCCCAGCCCCUGCCGGAACCCGGCCGGCGACCACCUCCUCCUCCGCUUCUACAAGAACAAAUCCGACUACUGCCGCAUCCACGGCCACGACCUCUUCUACAACACGGCCCAUCUCCACCCCAACAUGACCGGGUGUUGGGCCAAGAUCCCGCUCAUCCGGGCGGCCAUGCUCGCCCACCCGGAGGCCGAGUGGAUAUGGUGGGUCGAUGAGGACGCUGCCUUCACCGACAUGGAGUUUCGGCCGCCCUUGUCCCGCUACCGGGCCCACGACCUGGUGGUCCCUGGAUGGCCCUCCAUGGUCUACGAGGAGAAGAACUGGGUGGGCCUCAACGCCGGGGUCUUCCUCAUUCGCAACUCCCAGUGGAGCCUCGACUUCCUCGACGCAUGGGCCCGCAUGGGCCCGCAGACCACCGAGUUCGAGGCCUGGGGCCGGAUCCUCGCCUCCAAGAUCAAGGGCAAGGCCGCCCCCGAGUCCGACGACCAGUCCGCCCUCCUCCACCUCCUCGUCUACGAAAAGGACCGCUGGGGCGACAGAGUCUAUCUAGAGAACGACUAUGACCUCCACGGGUACUGGGCCGCCGUCCUGGGCCGCCUCGAGAAGUCCACGGAGGACUACCUCGCCAUGGAGCGUAGAGAACCGCCGCUGAGGCGCCGGCACGCGGAGAAGUCCACCGGGGCGCACGGGGAGAUGCGAGGGCGGUACCUGGACCGCGAGGCGGCGGCCGACGAGUGGGAGCAACGGAGGCGGCGGCUGCCGUUCGUGACGCACUUCACCGGGUGCCAGCCCUGCGGCGGUGGGCACAAUCCGGCGUACUCCAGGGAGAGCUGCCUCGCGGCCAUGCAGCGCGCCCUCGACCUCGCGGACGAUCAGGUGCUCCGCGCAUACGGAUUCCGGCGCGUUGAUGGAUGCGGCGGCCACGUACGGCCCCUGCCGUACGAUUUCCCCUCGUCGUUCGGAUUUCAGACUCCGAACGAGCCGGUAGCAUGAUUCGAUGGGCCACUGGUGCGAUUUUAGAACAACUUUGUAUUGGCCUGAUUUGAUACAGAGUCAG
Molecule: messenger RNA, 1375 nt
Organism: Phoenix dactylifera (date palm)
Lineage: Eukaryota; Viridiplantae; Streptophyta; Magnoliopsida; Arecales; Arecaceae
Product: putative glycosyltransferase 7
Cellular component (GO): endosome; membrane; trans-Golgi network
Molecular function (GO): galactosyltransferase activity
Source: RefSeq, a predicted model, not a curated record